Molecule: messenger RNA, 497 nt
Organism: Rubroshorea leprosula
Lineage: Eukaryota; Viridiplantae; Streptophyta; Magnoliopsida; Malvales; Dipterocarpaceae
Source: the annotation of a GenBank genome assembly
GGACCUAAUGGUGAGGAAACAUUAUUAAUGGACCUAACCGUCAAUUUUUCAAAAUUUAAAGGGGUCAAAAGAACCAGUCUAGGACUUAGAAACCUUCUCCCUUGCAGAAAAGCCACCGGAUCUGCUGUCUUCUCCUCCUCUGCCGCCGGCUGCUACUGGGCUGAACUCCGGUUUUUCCUGCAAACCCGUGGAAGCUCCCCUGCAUUUUUCCCGCCUGCUCCUCCCAUACUCGCCAGCUCCAGCUUUGCUUGCUCAGGAUUUCUGGUCCCUGAUUGUUCGGUGACCCUAGUACUUGGAAUAAGCCUUCUAUCCUGUGCAAUUAAGGUGAGACCCGACGCGUGGGAAGCCCAGGGGAGUGACGAGCUAGACGGCUAGGCAUUUUUUUGGAUUUAGUUUUGUAGCUAGGCCGCUAGUCACCCAUGCUGACUUGGAAAUUUUUGUGUACAAAAGUCCCUUAGUUAUAGUCAUGACUGUGUAAAUGAAGUUAUAAAUCCUUG